Anopheles maculipalpis is the source of this 2954-nucleotide messenger RNA. RefSeq names its product inner centromere protein B (gene Incenp). The record is from RefSeq and is a predicted model, not a curated record. Bases 12 to 2954 code for a protein of 980 amino acids. NCBI's taxonomy places the organism in Eukaryota, Metazoa, Arthropoda, Insecta, Diptera, Culicidae. Gene Ontology annotation, biological process: metaphase chromosome alignment; positive regulation of protein serine/threonine kinase activity; mitotic cytokinesis. Gene Ontology annotation, cellular component: meiotic spindle midzone; nucleus; kinetochore. The transcript has 4 exons. Gene Ontology annotation, molecular function: protein serine/threonine kinase activator activity.
UAAGGAGCAUAAUGGAUGAACUUUUGGAAAUGUUUAACACCUUCAUAGGUGAAGCAUUUGACCGUGAAAAAGCGAUGGAUGUUGAGUUCACUGAGUUCGAGAAGAAGUUAAACGAAUGUGUUACGCUUGCUAACGAGCGGGGCACACCGAUCCAGAACAAGAAACGGCCAAAGCGGCAGGUCUCUAUUUCGGAAAAAGAUGAACAAGAUGCUGAUCGCAGUAGCAAGUCUAAGACUGCAUUAAACAGCGGUACUGCGGAAGUUCAAGUAUCCAGUGAUCGCGUCGCUGCAUCGCACGUCCGAUCGUCGGCCCGCAUGCUGAACGUUACCGAUAAUAAAGGUGCUGGCGACGAGCAGGAACCCCAACCAAUGGAAAUGGGCAACGAGCUGGUUGAAACGAGUACCGCUAUCCGUCCAUCGAGAACGGCCCGGCUCAAGGCACAGGAGAAGCUGAAAGAACCGACACUGAAGGUGAAGCUUCGUAAUGACGGUGGAACGACAGUCGACAUCAAGAUCGAGCGUAGCUCUGUCGUCACCGAUAGAAGCAUGGUUAAGGAGAGAGCCACGCCGGAGCAAACAUACGCGGACAUGGAAACGGAGAACGAUGCAAACCAGGCCAAUAGGAUUAUUCCACCAGUGGCCGGCAGCAAACGCAACGAUGAAGGCUUUUCGAGUGCUUCCGAAGCAUUAAAACAUCCUCAGGAGGAGGAGGAGAAAAAAUCAUCCACCUCACGGGAAUUGUCCCUGAUGGUCAUUGCACCGACCAUACCGAAGGUGGAAAUUGUAUCCGACGAAGAGAUGCCUCCACCAAUGAUGCCACCACCUAAAGUGCCCGCUCCUAAGGUACGCACGAAAAAGAAGGUUCCGGCUUCAACGGGUGGAAAGAAUGGAAAAGAAAAGGAAGCUUCCAAUGAUACGGCCUCCAGUUCCGCCGUUUCGUCUGCCGACUCGACGAUGAACAGUACGAACAGCUCCGUUGGUAGCAGCAACACAAGCACUGCCAGUGGCCGUCCAAUCCGGACAAAAUUGAAGAUGCCAGCCAAACAGACAGAUCAGGUGACAGCGCUGCCAACGGGUAGCAAGGAGCUGAGUGUGAUGAUCGAACCGAUUCGUAUUAAAACGGAAAAACUUUCACUCGUACAGCAGUCAGCCAGGACGUCCGAAAGGUCUACCUACGAGGACGCACAGGAGCAGCAAACCCAAUCACACCUGGAACGCUCGCAGCUCGAAAAGCAAAUGCGUCCACUGAAGAUUGCGCUGGAAAGGAUGCCUUUGCAAACGGCAGCCAAUGCACGUGCAAAUGAUCAAUUUGACUUGAAUGGAACAUACACGACGCAACCUUUGCCUUCUUCGGAUGGAACGUUCGUUUUGCCCUCGUCGGUGCAGGAUGGCACGUUUACGAUCAGCUCGCCCAUGGAUAACGAACGUGACAUCGCCAAGGAUGGAACCGAACCAAAUCGAUCCGGACCACCAGUACAGCGAGCGAAUGAAACGUUCGUUAUUGAUAAGGAUCAGCGCUCGAAUGGUGAGCAGGAAGGAGCAAUGGCGGCCAAUGCUAGCAUCAUGACCGAAGACGACUCAGUGGUAGAAAACUCACCCGCCCAGAUGAGCAAGUUGCCAGAGCAAACAAAAGUGAAACCGCCAUCGUUCGAGCAAAAAGUGGCACCACCGGCAACGGGUCCAAAACCCAAGCAUCUCUCCUCCACCUUGAAGAAGUGUGCUAGCAGUGGGGUAGCUGUGAACGGAAGCACCAAAACGAUGUCGGAAGCGAAGAAAAACAAGGAACUCUUCAAUCCGUGCGUGAUGAGUCCGAUCAAGAGCCGGAUUGAAGCGUUUGAAAAGUGUGCUACCACAUCCUCGAAGAUUGGUACACCGCAGGCACAGAUCGGCCGCCUCCUGAAGACGGUUAGCACACCGACAAUGCACGGCAUCGAGACACAGGGCAUGGUUCGAUCGGCACACGCCAAACCGCUUGCAUCCAACGUCUAUACGCCUAACGCGGCCACCAUACCCGUACCGAAAGCAUCAUCGGCCUCGAAAGCUGCUCAGAUGCAGAGCAGAGCCGUGCAUCAUCAUACGACCGCUAGUGGUGGCACUGGUCAAAUGACACGUAGUCAAUCGCGUGACUCUAGCUGGGACCGUGCUAAUGGUGGUGGUGGUGGCAGCGGAACAUUAUCGGCAGCCUCGUCCACCUCGUCGCUGCUCGAUGAGAAGAAGAAAAAGCGCGAAGAAAAGCAACGGCUGGCGGCUGCGCAACGGGAAGCGAUGGAGCGUGAGAAGCGUGAGCACGCGGAACGGUUAGUACGCGAGAAGGAGGAAAAGUAUCGCAAGUUGGUUCAUGAAAAGCAGGAAAAGAUGCGUAUCGAUGCGCAGAAGAAGGCGCGCAAGCUGGAAGAGUUUGAGAAGCGUCGGCAGCUGGAAGAGCAAAGGACGCUUGCCGAUCAGAAGCGGGACGAGCUGGCAAAACAGAUGGCCGAACAGCAAAGAAUCGACCGAGAGCUGCUGGAAACGCUGAAACAUAGCCAGGCUAAGGAAAACCAUGAAGUCAAACUACACAAGCAGUUGUACCAGCAGAAAUUACGCCAGCAGCAGCAACAGCAGCAGCAACAGGCUGCGAAGAAGAAAUUGGCUACCGCCGCCAAAAGCCAGUUGUUCACGUUCGAAAUGAUCGACACAGAUGAUUCCACCGAUGAGGAAGGAGAGGAAGAUCCAAACGCCAAACCACGCAACAAAAAGCGACCACCGGUGCCGGAAUGGUGCAAGAAGACACCCGAAUACUGGAAGCAACUCGCGAUGCAGGGCCAAAUCGAUAGCAAGAUAAUUGAUCGGCUGUUUUCCGUGCAACCGAUGACGCCCGAUCUGCGCGUACUCUUCCCUUCGAUCGACGCGCAGAAGCUAAAGCGAAACUCGAGUGCAAUUUGGCGUACCCCGCCACGCUACUCGCAACUUCCGUAA